AUGUGGGUUGUGUUCUGUAUGGAGUUCUUAAGGAAGUAUUUUCUGGAGGAUGUUCGUGGCAAGAAGGAAAUCAAAUUCCUUGAGUUGAGACAAGAGAAUAAGUCGGUUUUCGAGUAUGCUGCUAAGUUUGGGGAGUUGGCUAAGUUCUACCAACACUAUGAUGGACCAACUGGUGAAUUUUCAAAGUGUAUCAAGUUUGAGAAUGGAUUGCGCCCAGAAAUUAAGAAGGCGAUUAGUUACCAGAAGAUUCGUGUCUUUGCUGAUUUGGUUGAUAGUUUUCGAAUUUAUGAGGAAGACAACAAUGCUCAUUAUCGAGUUAUUAGUGAGAAGCGGGGCAAGAGUCAACAAGGCCUUGGCAAGCCUUAUGAUGCUCUAGUUGGCAAGAGGAAGUAG
Vicia villosa (hairy vetch) is the source of this 393-nucleotide messenger RNA. RefSeq lists its product as uncharacterized. NCBI's taxonomy places the organism in Eukaryota, Viridiplantae, Streptophyta, Magnoliopsida, Fabales, Fabaceae. Bases 1 to 393 code for a protein of 130 amino acids. The transcript has a single exon. The record is from RefSeq and is a predicted model, not a curated record.